AUGACAUCACAAUUCUUAGGAAGACAAAAGAAUAAUAAUGAUGAUGAUAAUGUAAAAGUAUGGACAAAGAUUGAUGAAACAUUAUUUAGAAGAGUUUGGAAUAACAAGGUAUUACAAAGAUUGAUAUGCUCAAAGAUUAAAGAUUAUCUAUCAAAAGAUGAUCGUGCUGUUUUGAUCAGUUCUGGUGCUGCAGGUGUAAUAGAAAGGUACAAAGCUGAUAGAUUGGAAUUCAUUAAAAGUAAUAGUCUAUAUGGAGCAUAUGGUGGUGAUUAUGCACUGUAUAGUUGUUACUUCCUCACUGUCGAUCUCUUUAUAUCUCAUUAUGACAGUUAUCAAAAGAAGACAACUAGAGGACAAUCGGUCAUUGACGAUUUGUCUUACAACAAACGAAACUAUAGAGACACAUGGUUGUUUCGUAGAGUAUUUGAUAUAUUGAAAGAAAGAGGUAUGGAGCCUGAAUCAAUGGCAACUGUUAAUACUUGGAGAAAUGUCAUCAAAUCAAAUAAUGUAGAAUGGUACAACUAUGUAAAAUCAAAGUUUCCAAUGCCCGCCACUGGCAUACACCAUUUCAAAAAAGAGUUGGUCCCUCUAUCGGCCAAACCAUCACAAGAUAAUUAUCGUGCCAUUCAUCCAAUGACUGGUACUGAAUUAUUGGCUGAACUACUCCAAGAUCUCAUCGAUUUCGAUCCAUCAGAGAAUUGGUUAGAACGUGUCAAUUUUUCGUAUUUGGCAGAGCAUGGAUUAGUAGAUAUCCUCGAGACGAUAGAGAUGCAUGCAGGCUCAUAUAUUCCACGUACACUUACACCCACUCCACCCGGAUACGUAUCCAAAUCACAACAGGUUCAAUAUCUCGACCGUCACCUAACAGAACAUACAAUGACGGUAGCCAUUCAACACAAACAAAUCGCAUUCAUAAAGUGUCUCUACAAAGUCUCCAAGAUUCCAUUGACUCUUUCAACUCUGAUGGCAAUAGCUCGUACAUGCGACCUCCCAUUCAUCAUUGCACUACACAAUAUCGAGCCAGAAGCCGGUCGUCUAUACACCAUCUUUCUUCAUGUUAUGAGCUCCAAAUUCAGCCAAUACUUUGCCAUCUCACCUCAUAGUGUAUCAAAAUGCAAAAACUUUAGAAAGGAGUUCACCGACCAUGUCAAAUCACUCAAUUACCUAGACCACAACCUCAAAUGUUUCACCGACACUGCCACCUUGGAUGCGACCGCGCGAGUCAUCUACCAACCCAAAAAUACUGAACAACAUUUUUCAAUAUUCCAACAACACGAUCCCCAAAUAUCAACCUUUUCAUUUGAUGAUGUUGAUGAUACUAGAUAA
Messenger RNA from Cavenderia fasciculata, 1326 nucleotides. RefSeq lists its product as uncharacterized. Lineage: Eukaryota; Evosea; Eumycetozoa; Acytosteliales; Cavenderiaceae. The coding region runs from base 1 to 1326 and encodes 441 amino acids. The record is from RefSeq and is a predicted model, not a curated record. The transcript has a single exon.